Molecule: messenger RNA, 668 nt
Organism: Ailuropoda melanoleuca (giant panda)
Lineage: Eukaryota; Metazoa; Chordata; Mammalia; Carnivora; Ursidae
Product: histo-blood group ABO system transferase 2-like
Exons: 1
Biological process (GO): carbohydrate metabolic process
Cellular component (GO): Golgi apparatus; vesicle; membrane
Molecular function (GO): glycoprotein-fucosylgalactoside alpha-N-acetylgalactosaminyltransferase activity
Source: RefSeq, a predicted model, not a curated record
AGGUACUUCAUGGUAGGACACCGGGUGAACUACUACGUCUUCACUGACAAGCCGGAGUAUGUUCCUCACCUCGACGUCCGAAAGGGAAGGCAGAUAAUCAUCCUUAAGAUCCAGAGCUAUGCCCACUGGCAGGACAUUUCCAUGCACCGCAUGGAGAUGCUCAGCACUUUUUCCCAGCAGCGCUUCCAGCGGGAGGUGGACUACCUCGUGUGUGCAGAUGUGGACAUGCGGCUCAGCGACCACGUGGGCGUGGAGGUCCUCUCCUCCUUGUUCGGCACGCUCCAUGUUGGCUACUAUGGGCUCAAUCGGGCCGACUUCCCCUAUGAACGGCGGCCUCAGUCGCAAGCGCAUAUUCCUGAAGACGAGGGGGACUUUUAUUACAUAGGGGCCCUAUUUGGGGGGUCCGUGUCCGAGGUUUUCAGGCUCACCGAGGCCUGCCACAGAGCGAUCAUGGUCGACCAGGCCAACCACAUCGAGGCCAUCUGGCACGAGGAGAGCCACCUGAACAAAUACUUCCUCUACCACAAACCCUCCAAGGUCCUCUCCCCUGAGUACCUGUGGUAUCAGCAGCACAUGAAUUACGUGAAAGACCAGAACUCGACGUCGCCCAAAGUCAUAAAGCGGAAAAGAUUUAAAGUCUUGAGGAAGAAUUACAGGCUGAGAGACUG